AUGAGGAAACUUUUUGAUGUUGACCAAGUGCCAUCGCCAGCACCUGUGCUCUCACCUCACGCGGCUCUGAAGAGCCGCGGCAUGGGGAACCAGUGCUGCUGCGAUGAAGACCCCUUGAACAAGCCCGUCGAUGCCAACGUUCUGGUGUGGCGACCGGACCAGCCCUUGCGUCGCCCGGAGCCCACAGCGGCGGAUCUCCUGAAGCGCGACGAGCAGCUGGAUGCGGCUUUGGACCGGAUAGCUCGACAUCAACCGGAUGACCCCUCGCCACGGCAGUCCAUGCCGAAGGCGGCGGAGGUGGCGGAGUUCCGGCGUUCCUCCCAGUACUCUCAGCGCUCGGAGAUAUGUUUUCAAGAAGCACGGCAUCAGCAGCAACUGCUUCAACCUCCCAGCAAGAUCGGCGAGGACGUGGACUCCAACGAGGGCUUACGCCCGCCCAGUGAGGUGAGCAUGCCCGGGGGACAUGUCCCGCAGCACGAGGUGCAGUGGCUUGUGAAGUACGACGGCGACGCCGACCCGGCGGCCAAGGCGCCCGCGCGGCCACAGAGGUCGCCUGAGCAGAGCCCCGUCAGCGCGGCGAUCCCUGUGGCCUCGUCCAAUUCGUCGCCGCCGCACGCGCCGCCGCUGGAGACCUCGCGGGAGGCGCCGCAGCAGACGUCGCGGGAGGCCGCACAGGUGUCGGAGGGUCCGCAGCCUGAGCCAGUGCCAGAGGUGGUGGCCGACCCCCAGGAGGAAGAGGCGGACGAGGAGGUGCCUCUGCUGCCAAUCUGCUUUCAGAAGGAGGACGAGUCCUUUGAGGAUGUCUUCUUCUUCGCCUUUCCCAUUGGUUUUGAUCUCAGCAAGCAGAAGCCCCUCACGGUGAAGCGCGGGCAUCCCAGAUGGGAAGAGAUGGUGGCUGGCCGCUGGUGGCGCUGGUGGCUUCGUAGCCAAGAUGGUCUGAUCCAAGCAUGGUAG
Molecule: messenger RNA, 954 nt
Organism: Durusdinium trenchii
Lineage: Eukaryota; Dinophyceae; Suessiales; Symbiodiniaceae
Source: the annotation of a GenBank genome assembly